This is a messenger RNA of Cheilinus undulatus (humphead wrasse), 4053 nucleotides long. It is a transcript of the gene sez6b, whose product is annotated as seizure related 6 homolog b. Gene Ontology annotation, cellular component: endoplasmic reticulum; neuronal cell body; dendritic spine. The record is from RefSeq and is a predicted model, not a curated record. Gene Ontology annotation, biological process: synapse maturation; regulation of dendrite development. The coding region runs from base 154 to 3000 and encodes 948 amino acids. Lineage: Eukaryota; Metazoa; Chordata; Actinopteri; Labriformes; Labridae. The transcript has 18 exons.
ACUAAAGCCCUCCGUCUCUGUCUAGGAGCGAUUCAGACGGACCAACCCGGGCUGAAGUGACGGAGGAGGGUUCAGUGUUUCCACGGAAAAGUGCUGAACCCAAGGACGAUCACUACGGAGAGCUCGAGGAGCGCAAAACGGGGACAAAACGUGAUGAAGGCGAUCACUGAUAAUUUUGCUCUGCUCCUGGUUCUGGUGGCGGUGGGGACGGACAUAAGCGCCAAAGCCUCGGAGGAUGUUCUCUCCAUCACCCCAGGGGUCCCUCAGGAGAGCAGAUCUAGCCCGUACCCCACCACCCAAGACUCAGGUGGGAGGCCACCUGUGGUCACAACUGCACCACCCAUCAAUGUCCCCAACCAUCACCCAGUUUACAGGAAUCCCCCUGAACACUACCCCCCCCUCGGCCCACGCAGCCAGCCCAACUACUUCCAGGACAGUGGAGGAUCUGCCCCCUCUCCUGAGACGUUGCGGGCUGCGGAUGAGACUGCUCAGAGCUCUGAUGUACAAACAACUGUCGUCAUGCACACAUCAGCUCCCACUGCUCACUCCAGCAGCCAAGUCCUAGUCACACGUGAGGUUUUAAAAGAUCCAGAACAUAAGGGAACUUCCCCGACUUCAUCUCCAGCUGCAGGGGAGGAAGACAAGGGGAGGAAGGAUAAGACUGGACAGCAGCAGGCUGUGAAGCCCAGCAGUGAGCAAGAGGAGACCACCACCACCACCAUCACCACCACCACCAUUAUCACCACCAUGCAGAGUCCAGUUCCAUGCCAGCUGAACCUGACCGGUCCAGAAGGAUUCAUCGAGGCUCCUCCACAAUCCAGCUCUGCUUUUCACUCCACCAUGGACUGCAGUUACAUCAUUACAGUGUAUAUGGGCUAUGGAGUGGAGGUCCAGGUGAUGAAUGUGAAUCUGUCUGAGAGAGACAAAGUGGUGUUUGAAGACCUAGGCCACGGGGAGAACACCAUGCUGGCCAAUGAGUCCAUCCUGAUGAGAGGGCUGGUCGUACGAAGCCACAGCAAUCAGAUCUCCAUCCGCUUCCACAGCCCAAGGUCUGAGGUUGGAUCGGUCUUGCUCAGAUACCAAGCCUUCGUGCUCAGCUGUGUCUUCCCCCAGCGUCCUCUCUAUGGUGACGUAUCAGUGAGCAGUCUGCACUCGGGAGGAGAGGCCUUUUUCUCCUGUCUGACCGGCUACCAGCUGCAAGGGCCCAGUGUGCUGACCUGCCGCAACGCUAGCACCCCCUACUGGAGUGGCAAGGAACCUCACUGCCUGGCUGCCUGUGGAGGUCUGAUGAAGAACAUUACUGUCGGUCGGAUUGUCUCUCCAGGUUUUCCCAGCAACUACAGCAACAACCUGACCUGCCACUGGCUGCUGGAAGCCCCCCCAGGCUACAAACUGCACAUCCACUUUGAGAAGGUGGCUCUGGCUGAGGAUGACGACCGAUUGCUGAUAAAGAACGGUAACAGCAUUGAUGCAGCUGCGCUGUAUGAUUCAUACGAGGUCGAGUAUCUACCCAACGAAGGCCUGCUCAGCACAUCCAGGCAUCUUUUCAUCGAGCUGACCACAGACGCAGCAGGAACAUCCACCGGCAUUGCCAUCAGGUACCAAGCUUUUGCACCGGGUCACUGCUACCAACCCUUCGUAAAGUAUGGGAACCUGACGAGCAGCGACAGUACCUGGGCGGUGGGAACUGUGGUAGAGUUCACCUGUGACCCCGGCUACACUCUGGAGCAGGGGUCUGUCACCAUCGAGUGUAUGGACCCCAACAACCCACAGUGGAACGAGACCGAGCCUGCCUGCAGAGCUGUGUGCAGCGGUGAGAUCACAGACUCAGCUGGAGUGGUUCUGUCUCCUAACUGGCCUGAAGCAUAUGACAAAGGACAGGACUGCAUCUGGGGAAUCCAUGUGGAGGAGGACAAACGGAUCAUGCUGGACAUUCAAGUGUUGAACAUCGGGAAGAACGACUUAGUGACUUUUUUCGAUGGAGAUGACCUCACAGCUAAAGUCCUGGGUCAGUAUGGAGGAUCCAAGUCCAGGUUUAAGCUCUACACCUCCACUGCAGACGUCACCAUCCAGUUCCAGUCAGACCCCGCCACCAACGUAUACGGCUACGGCAACGGCUUUGUCGUCCACUUCUUUGAGGUGGCUCGUAACGACACGUGCCCCGAGCUCCCAGAGAUCUCAAACGGCUGGAAGAGCACAUCUCACCCCGAGCUUGUUCAGGGCACGGUGGUGACCUACCAGUGUUACCCUGGUUACCAGGUGAUGGGGGCUGAGCUGCUCAUGUGCCAGUGGGACCUCACCUGGAGUGGAGACAUACCGAGCUGUGAGAGAGUGGUAUCCUGUGCAGACCCUGGUAAAGUGGAGCACAGCAGGCGGGUGUUGUCCGGUCCACAUUUCACCGUGGGUUCCACCAUCCAGUACAUCUGUAAUAAAGGCUUCACUCUGUCAGGAAACAGCCUGUUAACCUGCUUCAAUAGAGGAUCUGCGGGCCCCAGGUGGAACCAGAAGCUGCCCCGAUGCAUACCGGAGACCUUCGAGCCCUGCAGUCAUCCGGGGACCCCCACCUAUGGGAUCCCGGACUCCACAAAGCUCCACUUCCAGCCUGGAGAGACGCUUCGCUACUCGUGCCUAAGCGGACACCAGCUGCUGGGAGAGCCCGUUCUCCACUGUGUCCCUGGACACCCGUCUCAGUGGAGUGGGCUGCCCCCUGUCUGCAAAGCCCACACAGCAGACGAUGACCACCGAUUAGAUGUGUCCACAGCAGACCUCAGAAUGGAGGGAGCUCAGGCAGCGUUUGCUGUUAUCAUCCCCGUCGUCCUCCUUCUCAGCCUCAUUAUCGGGAUCUACCUCUACUUCUUAAAGGUCCAGAGAAAGCCUUUCCAGCUCUCAAUGGCUUCCAGUUUACCCUAUGAAAACAUCUCCACAGCAUCUACGUUUGAAAACUCAGUUCAUGAGACAACGAACAACGAGGAAACAAGAGAAUACGAGGUUUCGAUCUGAGACCUGGUGUGUGUGUUUCAGUAUGGACAGAUAAGAAGCCCACCGGCCUUUUCAACGUCUGUCACACUCGCACCUUCAGUGACUCCCCCUCCCCUCUGUCUGUUCUCUGAACAUGACCCUCCCUUUAUUUACCCAACAGAGGACACCGCAGUACCCCUGGAAAGGCUGGACCACCGGAUUAUUUUUCUAGCUCCUUCACAGUAAUGGCCCAGCAACAGCAGUUUGUACAGUUUUUAAUCCUGAGCUCGCAUCCUGAGGACUUUCAGUACAACGUACCAUCAUAGAAAGCAGAGGGAUUGAUGCAGAGCGAGUGCCAUUAAGUGCAUAUAACCACUGAGGAUGCAUUAUGUUAUGUACAUUACACUAUACGUCUCCUGCACCAUUUAAAGAGCAGUAAUUAUUGAUUUAUGAGAGUCACAUCUUUAUUAUUGAACAUCACACAAAACAUUAGCUGUUAUCAGAGAAUGCCCAACAAUGUUUCUUUUGGAAUUAAUGCAACUUUCUAAAAAUGGAAACCAGAAUGUGUCAGUCCAGCUCUAUGUUAAACAUAUCAGACACCAGUUUUCCAUUUCACUUUUAGAAAUAAUACAGUUAUUUCCACUAUUUCUGCCACUUUAACUUAAAAAAGAUAUCCACUGCCAAAGUGGGUUAUUUAAGUUUCUAUUUAUAUGUGAUGCUUCAAUGAGUUCACCUUUAGAGCUAAAGAAAAGCCUGUUUGAAUUCUCCUUGAUUUUUCAGCAUCAGUUUAGCAUUAUAAAUUGAGUUUAAAAUUUUUCAUUACCAUCUCAUGCAUCAUUCUUUUUUUUUCAGUUUUUGGAAGCAAAAGGAAAAUGCACAUCAAAGGAAGCUGUCGUUCAUUUCACCACUUCUGUUUGGAAUUUGCAUCUAAAUUUGGACACGCUGGUCAAACAUGCAUACAGUAUAUAUUGUCCUCUGAUAUUAUGUAUCCAUGCAAGCUGGUGUGAUGACAAUGACAAUAAUUAACCUAUUUUUGAUUCAUUGUACAAUAACUAAGGAUUAAGCUACGUCACAAACAUCUUCAAUAAAAGUUAU